AUGUUCUGCGAGGUGCUAAGGACCUUCCAUUUGUUCAUAGGGUCUAUCCAUUGCAGUCUGAAUCCAAAUGGUAUUGAUCAUCCUGUCCACACAGAAGGCAUUAACCUCCCACUUGAAGGUGAAGGAGUGGAGUCACUCUCGGUUAAGAACGACAGUACCCAGAAGGUGCCUGAGUCCAAAGAGACACCCAAAAGAGAGCAAGCAGAACCAGAAACUUCAAAGACUGGUACUGUGAAACUGACAAAGCCAGUGGCACUCUGGACACAGCAGGAUGUCUGCAAGUGGUUGAAGAAACACUGCCCUAAUCAGUAUCAAAUCUACAGUGAGUCAUUCAAACAGCAUGACAUAACUGGCCGUGCUUUGCUGAGGCUUACUGACAAAAAGCUUGAACGAAUGGGAAUUGGCCAGGAGAGCCUACGGCAGCAUAUUUUGCAACAAGUUCUUCAGCUGAAAGUUCGAGAAGAAGUGCGAAACCUUCAGUUGCUUACACAAGUGUUAAUGCUUGUGGAGGUUGACAGUCCUGGAGACAAGACUGCACAAUUCACACAGUAAGAACAGCAGGGAUAGCAGCAGAGCAGUUUUCCUUUUGCUACCCAGAGUGACUCACAGCUAAUCUAGAGCUGAGGAGGUAUUUGCAUCUCUGUGGGCUAUUGUGGUGGUAAUUU
Messenger RNA from Gavialis gangeticus (Gharial), 665 nucleotides. It is a transcript of the gene SAMD12, whose product is annotated as sterile alpha motif domain containing 12. Gene Ontology annotation, biological process: cell surface receptor protein tyrosine kinase signaling pathway. Gene Ontology annotation, molecular function: protein binding. Gene Ontology annotation, cellular component: cytoplasmic side of plasma membrane. Lineage: Eukaryota; Metazoa; Chordata; Crocodylia; Gavialidae. Bases 1 to 552 code for a protein of 183 amino acids. The transcript has 5 exons. The record is from RefSeq and is a predicted model, not a curated record.